Molecule: messenger RNA, 1529 nt
Organism: Nanorana parkeri
Lineage: Eukaryota; Metazoa; Chordata; Amphibia; Anura; Dicroglossidae
Gene: BDNF
Product: brain derived neurotrophic factor
Exons: 2
Coding region: 414-1160 (248 amino acids)
Biological process (GO): nerve growth factor signaling pathway; negative regulation of neuron apoptotic process; neuron projection morphogenesis
Molecular function (GO): growth factor activity; nerve growth factor receptor binding
Source: RefSeq, a predicted model, not a curated record
AUCCCAUUCACAGCUCCAGAGGGCUGAUGAGCUUGUGUCUAACCCUAGUGAGUUCCUGUAGUAUGAGCUGUCUCUGUCUCCAGCAAGAUCAAAUGGAGCCAUUUAAUGAGGAGAUCCCACUGCCUUCACCAUGCAGUUUCCACGAUCAAUAAUUUAAAGAUUUGUUUUUUUUCUUCUUCUUUUUGUUGUUGUUUGCUCCAGCACAGAAGAUCAAGGCUGCACUUUGCUUGUGUUUUUUUUUUCUUUUUAAAAGGAAGUUGCAAGGAAAACAAACUAUAGAGUUCCAUUUGAGAACUUAUCCCCCUCCCCACCUCCACCCCACCCCUUACCCAAAAAAACACAAAAAUUAGGAGUGAUUUGAUGAAUUCAUAGGAAAGUACUAACUGAAAAAGUUCCAUCAGGUGAGAAGAGUAAUGACCAUCCUUUUCCUUACUAUGGUUAUUUCAUACUUCAGUUGCAUGAAAGCUGCCCCCAUGAAAGAAGCCAGUGUCAGAGGACAAAGUGGCCUGGCCUAUCCAGGUCUUCGGACCCACGGUACUCUGGAGAACAUAGGUGGGCCGAUGAGUGGGUCAAGAGGAGGAGGACUCCCAUCCCUGACGGAUACCUUUGAGCAUGUUAUAGAGGAACUCCUAGAAGAGGAGCAGACCAUAAGGCAGAGCGAGGAGAACAAGGACUCAGAUAUGUAUUCAUCCCGAGUUAUGCUAAGCACUCAAGUGCCUUUGGAGCCCCCUUUGCUUUUUCUCCUUGAGGAGUACAAAAACUACCUGGAUGCUGCAAACAUGACCAUGAGGGUGCGCCGCCACUCAGACCCUGCCCGAAGGGGGGAGCUGAGCGUGUGUGACAGUAUUAGUGAAUGGGUGACUGCGGCCGACAAGAAAACUGCAGUGGACAUGACAGGGCAAACUGUUACUGUUCUUGAAAAAGUCCCAGUACCCAAGGGUCAACUGAAACAAUAUUUCUAUGAGACCAAAUGCAAUCCUAUGGGCUACAUGAAGGAUGGUUGCAGGGGCAUCGACAAGAGGUACUGGAACUCGCAAUGCCGAACUACCCAGUCUUACGUGCGCGCGCUCACCAUGGAUAGCAAAAAAAAAGUUGGCUGGCGCUUUAUAAGGAUAGACACUUCUUGCGUAUGUACACUGACCAUUAAAAGAGGAAGAUAGUGAAUUUAUGUUGUAUAGAUUAUAUUGAGAAGAAAAAUUAUCUAUUUGUAUAUAUACAUAACAGGGUAAAUUAUUCAGUAAAAAAAAAAAAAUAAUAAUUUUAUGGACUGCAUGUAUAAAUGAAGUUUAUACAGUACCGUGGUUCUACAAAUCUAUUUAUUGAACAUAUUCAUAACCUAAAGGAAAAUAAUGACCUCUGCGCACAAAGUUGCCUGUUUUCUGCUGGCAGGGCGCCGGGCUCCAUUGCUGUGCAAUGCUUCCUGAGCCCCCUCCAGCACUACAUAGGUUAAGAGAUAAGCCUGCAUUACCUUCCUCAAUAACAUUGUGGUUUGUUGGUGUUGCCAAGAGUUGAAAACUUAAAAAAAAAAA